Funneliformis mosseae is the source of this 2256-nucleotide messenger RNA. NCBI's taxonomy places the organism in Eukaryota, Fungi, Glomeromycota, Glomeromycetes, Glomerales, Glomeraceae. The record is from the annotation of a GenBank genome assembly.
AUGUCGCAAGAAUUGGAGAGAAGAAAUUUAGUAUCAUAUAGAGACGAAGAAUACGAGAUGGAAAGGGAGAAUGUACCAUCUUCCGUAAGCUCAUCAUUUGUAAAUGAAAUGACAUCACUCGACUUAUUAUCACAAGAGAGCGAUGCUUUGCCGAUUUCAGAUAAUGAGGAAAAGGUCCAAGAAGUAAACGCCAAACCAGUUGACGGUGUUCCUAUCGUUGGCGGACCUCCGUCAACUGCGUCAAAGUUUUCCAUUUUAUCUUUAAAACCACAAAACAUUCAUAAAAAUAAAAAGGCAGUUUAUGAAAUUGUGAUACCAAAUAGCAGUGUUAAGUCGGGUGGUAAAACAAAGAAGCAACAUAAAUCGCAUGAAAAUAUGAAAAAAUUUGCGUCAAAAUCGCAAUUAAAAUCAUCGCAAUCAAAGAACUUAACUAAAUCAAAGAGAAAGAAAAUUAUAGAUGUUGGCACUGAACAAUCAAUUAGAUUGCCAAAAUCUAACAAAGGAAUAUUUUCAAAUUUGCGAAUUUUAUUUAUAUCGAAUAAUAUUGAUAAACUUCGCCUGAACUUAAUGAAAUCAAAAGUUUUAGAUAAAGGAGGGAUCAUAGAAGAAAAUUUUGAAUUCGAUGGUAAUCUUACGCAUAUUAUAACAGAAUUAAGUGGGAAACAAUUGAUAGCGAUGUUUGGCGUUCGAAAAUUAAAAAGGUUUGAGAAUGUCAAAAUAGUUAGGCCGAAUUGGAUUUCCGAGUCAAUUAUGUACGGAAAACUCAUGUAUGUUGAAUCCUACGCCGUAUCACUGACGGAAGAAUCCAUUGACAGCUCAAAUAUCGCAGGUUCACAAUCAUCUCAAAAUUUGAAGAGAUCUAAUAACGAGCAAAAAGACGGAGAACAAGAAGGAAGCAAUAGCUACGAAGUAUUAGACAAGAAAAGGCAACGGUUACAAAAGUUCUCACCUUCCCCAACGGAUGUUAUGAAGGAUGAUGAUUCAUUAUUAGAAUCAGACAUAAACAACGAUAUGAAUUAUACAAGCUCUGUCAACAAUGAUAUAAUUGUUAAUAAUGAUCCAUUAUUAGAAAUGAUUGUUGAAGCAAAGAAGCUUACAGAAUCGGGACUUUAUCUUGAUGAAGGAGGAGAAAAUGAGAAUGAAAGUAUGCAAGACGAAAUUACAACUUCUGAUUCAAAUGAUGAAUUGAAAGUCGAAAUUUUCAGUGGGGAAAUAACAACAGAUGUAACAAAUUCUGACGAACUUGAAAACCCCGUUGAUAUUAAUGCUGAACCAUCAUCCGUUAAACCAGAGAAUUUUCGAGGACAAAAUUCAUUUGCGUGUAUGCAUAGCAGUAAGUACGAAGAAACCAACAAUAACCCAAAUAAAAUGAUAAUCGAAAAGCUGCAAAUAUUAUUGGAUCACUAUACUCGAAUGAAAGAUGAAUGGAGAAUGAUCAGUUAUCGCAAAGCUAUUUCUGCCAUUAAGAAACGUACAAAACCAAUUACCUCGUACGAAGAGGCUAGAAAAAUUUCCGGAAUAGGAACACGCACUGCAGAAAAGAUUGCAGAGAUAAUUGAUACCGGAAACUUAAGGAGAAUAAACCAUUUCUCGGAAGGUGAAAACAUAAUCAAAAAAUUCAGUUUUGUUUAUGGUGUUGGAUCAUCAGUAGCGAUGAAGUGGUACGCAAAAGGGUAUAGGACUUUUGAGGACGAUUUACAAAAACGAAUUCCCAGAGAAGAAGUACAAAAAAUUUCGGAUUGGGUAAAAAGUGCAGCACUUUCUAUUGAUUACAAGCUUGAAUGUAUCACAACCGGAUCUUUUAGACGAGGAAGACCAGACUGUGGAGAUAUUGAUAUAAUGAUCACAAGGAAUGAUUCUGAUGGAAAGAAUCAUCUUGGUGUUUUAACCAAAUUGGUUGAAAUCUUAAGUAAUCAAGGAUUCUUAACACAUGAAUUAACACGUCAUGAUGGAGAUAGUCUUUCUGCAAAAUUCAUGGGAAUUUGUAAACUGCCCGAAGGAAUACAUAGACGUUUAGAUUUAUUUACGGUACCUUAUAAUGAAAUAGGUGCCGCAUUACUUUCAUACACUGGUAAUGAUAUAUUCAAUAGAAGUAUGAGAUUGAUGGCCAGAAAAAGGAAAAUGUGUCUAAAUCAACAUGGAUUAUAUAUGAAUGUUUCGCGUGGAUAUGGUGGAGUCAAAUAUAAUGAAGGAAGAUUACUUGCUCAAAAAACAGAACAGGAAAUCUUUGACGCAUUAGGAGUUCCAUGGCGGUAA